This is a messenger RNA of Gekko japonicus, 783 nucleotides long. Its product is annotated as vomeronasal type-2 receptor 26-like. Gene Ontology annotation, molecular function: G protein-coupled receptor activity. The record is from RefSeq and is a predicted model, not a curated record. Lineage: Eukaryota; Metazoa; Chordata; Lepidosauria; Squamata; Gekkonidae. Gene Ontology annotation, cellular component: membrane. The transcript has a single exon. The coding region runs from base 1 to 783 and encodes 260 amino acids. Gene Ontology annotation, biological process: G protein-coupled receptor signaling pathway.
AUGGAUAACACUGAAGCUAACCCACCUUCUCUCCUUCUAGGAGUCUUUAUAAAGCACCACAGCAGCCCCAUUGUCAAAGCCAACAACCGGAACCUCACCUAUUCUCUCCUGAUCUGCCUCCUCCUUUGCUUCCUUUGUGGUUUGCUAUUCAUUGGUCAACCACAACAGGUGUCAUGUCUCUUCCAACAAACCAUGUUUGGCAUGAUCUUCUCAGUUGCCAUUUCCUGUAUGCUGGCAAAAACGAUCGUGGUGGUCCUGGCUUUCCUAAGCAUCCAACCAGGAAGCAGCCUGAGGAAGUGGGUAGGGAAAAGAGUAGGCAAUUCCAUUGUGAUUUCCUGUUCCCUUUUCCAAGCAGCGCUUUGUUUAGCAUGGCUGGCAACUUCUCCCCCAUUUCCUGAUGCUGACAUGUACUCAGAGACUAAAGCCAUUGUACUGCAAUGCAAUGUGGGGUCUGUCACCAUGUUUUACAGUGUCCUGGGCUACAUGGGCUUCCUGGCCACUGUUAGCUUUGUGGUGGCUUUCUUGGCCAGGAAGUUACCGGACAGUUUUAAUGAAGCCAAAUUUAUCACUUUCAGUCUCUUGGUCUUUUGCAGCGUUUGGUUGUCUUUUGUUCCCACCUACCUGAGCACCAAGGGAAAAUCCAUGGUGGCCGUGGAGAUCUUCUCCAUCUUAGCCUCCAGCGCUGGACUUCUGGGUUGUAUCUUUGCCCCCAAAUGUUACAUUAUUUUGCUGUGGCCUGAACUUAACAACAGGGAACAGCUGAAAAGAAGAAAAGAGGACUAA